Messenger RNA from Aureobasidium namibiae CBS 147.97, 2277 nucleotides. RefSeq names its product tRNA-dihydrouridine(47) synthase [NAD(P)(+)]. Gene Ontology annotation, biological process: tRNA processing. NCBI's taxonomy places the organism in Eukaryota, Fungi, Ascomycota, Dothideomycetes, Dothideales, Saccotheciaceae. The record is from RefSeq and is a predicted model, not a curated record. The transcript has a single exon. Bases 1 to 2277 code for a protein of 758 amino acids. Gene Ontology annotation, molecular function: flavin adenine dinucleotide binding; RNA binding; tRNA dihydrouridine synthase activity.
AUGGCAGACAACACCGACAAGUCGCUCAACGGCGCAGGCACCACAGCACCUGCUCAGCCCACUGUCAACCCUCUCAAUCCCUCCGAGCCCUUGAAGCGUCCAGCCCCCGGCGACUCGAUCGAACCUGCCAACCCCCAGACCGAAAUCCUUCCCUUCGACUCGGCCACCACACGUGCCGAGAAGGUCGAGCGCAAUGGCGACGGGCAACCCUCUAAGAGAGUCAAGCUGGAGCAGGACCCUGUCUUGGGUGCCGUGGACCCCAAGCCGAGAACCAAGGGCGUCGCACCCAUCAAGAAGGAGUACCUGAUUCACAAUCCCCAGCCUGCUGCAAGACCCGAGCAAGUCUCAGAAGAGAACCCCGACGACGCCGCCGAAGGAAGCAAGCACGAAUCGCAACAGCAGUCCAAGGACAAGAAGCAGAAGAACCGCGGCCAGAACAAGGCUAGGACUUUUGGCAGCUCGCGCGAUGCUCUCCAGCUGUGCAAGACUCGCGUUCACAACAACGAGUUCUCACCCACAGAGUGUCCCUUCGGCGACAAGUGCAGAAUGGAACACAACCUCCGCAAGUACCUGGCUGAAGGCAAGCGCGAUGACUUGACUACUUUCGGCACAAAGUGCCCAAUUUUCGAGGUCAAGGGGAAGUGCAAUGCAGGUUGGAAGUGCCGCUUCGCUGGCUCUCACUCUACCGAGAGGGAGACCGCUGAUGGUCGCAAGGAACUGGUUCUUCUGGACAAUGACAAGGCCUCGAGCGACGGUGCUCAAGCAGAAGAAGAGGAGGGUGUGGGAGUGGUCAACGUUGUCUCGAUGGGAGCCAAAAUCGAACUCAGAAAGAAGAAGACCGGUAUGCCCAAGUCCGAGGCCUACGUGGCCUGGCUGGAAAAGCGCCAGACCGAAAUGAACAAAUACUACGCAGCAAACAAGCCGGAAGAGGAACAAACAGCACCCGCCGAAACCAUGUCGCUUGAAGAGCGUCGCGCCCAAUUCACAGAAGCACCUGUGCGUGCCUCCGAGAAGCGUAGGAUCUACUACGGCCCAGAGACACCGGUCCUAGCCCCAUUGACCACACAAGGAAACCUUCCCUUCAGACGUUUGUGCGUUGGUCUCGGUGCUCAGGUCACAUGGUCCGAGAUGGCCAUGGGCCUGCCCCUGAUCCAAGGUGAGAAGGGCGAAUGGGCUCUGGCCAAGGCCCACGAGUCCGAAAUCACGCCUCCCAAGUACACUCCCAAGUCUAUUGUUGCUGGCUACGACAACUCAAAGGAUCUCAAGUUUGGUGUCCAGAUUGCAGGAAACAAGCCAUGGAACGUCCUCAAGACCACCGAGAUCCUUACCGCCCUCUGCCCCAGCAUCCGUGCCAUCGAUUUGAACUGUGGAUGUCCCAUUGAUCUGGUGUACAGACAGGGCGCUGGCUCUGCGCUCAUGGACUCGCCUGGCAAGCUGGAGAAGAUUCUGCGUGGUAUGAACGCUGUCUCUGGCGAAGUCCCCAUCACCGUCAAGAUCCGUAUGGGCACCAAGGACAACCACCCCACUGCUGACAGGCUUGUCCAACGUCUCGUCCUUGGAGGUGAGGAAGCCAUGGCAGCUGGUGACGGGUCAUGCGGUGUUGCUGCUAUCACUCUGCAUGGCCGAAGCCGUCAACAAAGAUACACUCGCCAAGCCAACUGGGAGUACAUUGCUGAAUGCUCGGCCUUGGUCAACAGAUUGAAGCAAAAGCAAGCAGAGGUGACAGACACUAUCCGAGAGGCAGACGCUCGUGACAUGACCGCUUCAAACAAUUCCCUACCGUACUUCUGUGGUAACGGUGACGUUUACUCUCACGUUGACUACUUUGAUGCUGUCAACAACGCCAAUGUGGACUCGGCCAUGAUCGGUCGCGGUGCAUUGAUCAAGCCCUGGAUCUUUGAGGAAAUCCAGACUGGGCAGUAUCUGGACAAGAGCGCUUCGGAGAGACUGCAAUACAUUGAACAAUUCACACGUUUCGGUCUGGAGAACUGGGGCUCUGACGAGAUUGGUGUGGGCAUCACACGUCGCUUCCUUCUCGAGUGGUUAAGUUUUAGUUGCAGAUACGUGCCCAUUGGCCUGCUCGAACACUUGCCGCCGCACAUGAACGACAGACCCCCUGCUUUCCGCGGCAGAGACGAGUUGGAGACGUUGCUUAGCAGCGCCAACUACAAGGACUGGAUCAAGAUUAGUGAAAUGUUCUUGGGACCGGCACACAAGGACUUCAAUUUCCAGCCCAAGCACAAGAGUAACAGCUACGAGAUUGAGGCUGAAGGUUGA